UAUUAAAUUUUAGCUUUCUCAGUGUUUUCUUGAAUCAAGUCCUCUUAUAUACAAAUCCAUAGCUGCUCUUGCCUUCACGCAGAAGUUUGAGAAAAAUGGAUUUCAAAGCCCUCUCCAAGUCCUUGCUCUUCUUCUACUGGUACCUACGAACGAGACUUAGAAGUGCCCAUGCAACCCAAGUAAAAUUGUUCAAGUACCCUUCCGAGGACAAGCUCGCAUCAGGCCAAGUUCUAAUUUGUGAUGUGGAAGGAGGGCUUCUGAGGUCUUCCUCCACCUUCCCGUACUUCAUGCUUGUGGCCUUGGAAGGAGGGGGUUUCCUAAGGGGUUUUCUCCUCUUGCUUCUGUACCCUCUGGUCUGUCUUCUUAGCCAUGAGGUGGGGCUAAGGCUUACGGUCAUGGGGGCCUUUUGUGGGCUAAGGAAGGAUGGUUUUAGGGUAGGAAGGGCUGUGUUGCCGAAGUUCUUAUUAGAGGAUGUGGGGUUGGAAGGGUUUAAGGUCUUGAGGAGGGGAGGGAAGAGGGUGUGUGUCAGUAGCAUGCCGAGGGUGAUGGUGGAAGCGUUCUUGAAGGAGUAUAUGGAGGUGGAAGUGGUCUUGGGGAGAGAGCUGAAAGAGUUUGGUGGCUAUUACACUGGGUUGAUGGAGGAGGAGAAUAAGAUAUGGGAAGGCAUGUCUUUGAAGGAGUUGUUUGGAGGAGAGGGAGAGAUGAAAGCCGGUGUUAGUGGAUUCGGAGGCUAUCUCAACUCUUUUCAUCUCCGACUAUUCUCCCAUUGCAAGGAAGUAUACUUGGUUGGUGAAGCUGAGAAGAGAAGAUGGCAUCCCCUGCCAAGAUCAGCAUACCCUAAGCCGCUCAUAUUCCACGAUGGCAGGAUAGCCUUUAGGCCAACCCCAGCCUCCACCCUCUGCAUGUUCUUAUGGCUUCCCCUCGGCGUCGUCAUCGCCAUCUUCCGAGUCGUCAUCUUCAUGUUCUUCCCCUACAGCCUCUCCAUUCCUAUGGUUGCCUUCUUGGGCUUGUACUGCAGGGUCACCACCACCUCCUCCUCCUCCCCUCACCAUCGAGAGCUCGAGAAUUCCCGAAAAUCUCGCGGCCAGCUCUACGUGUGCAACCACCGCACCCUCGUCGAUCCCGUUUACAUCUCCGGCGCCCUCAAACGCCGCGUUACCGCCACCGUUUACAGUGUCAGCCGCAUCUCGGAGCUGAUCUCUCCCAUAAGAACCAUCAGGCUGACGAGGAACCGAGAGGCCGACAGGGAGAGAAUGGAGUCGCUGCUCAAAGAAGGAGACCUUGUGGUGUGCCCCGAAGGGACGACAUGCCGCGAGCCGUACCUCCUCCGGUUCAGCCCGUUGUUCACCGAGCUAAGCCACGAGGUCGUGCCGGUAGCGGUGAAGGUGCAUGUCAGGAUGUUCUACGGCACCACCGCGAGCGGAUUCAAGGGCUUGGAUCCGCUCUAUUUCCUUAUGAAUCCGUUCUCGUGCUAUGAUGUGGUGUUCAUGGAGAAGGUGGCCACUGGUUCUGUCGAUGGGAAGCAGUGCAGCAGUCGCGAGGUGGCUAACUAUGUGCAAGAGAAGAUAGGGAAGGUGUUGGGUUUUGAGUGCACAGCCCUCACAAGAAGGGAUAAGUAUUUGAUGCUUGCAGGUAACGAAGGGAUAUUCGAAUAGAGAAGCAAAAGGGAGAUGAUAUGAGAUCAUGGAUGGAUGCAUGCAUGCAAUGGGUCCUAUUCCUUUCCCGAAAAUAUUUGAGGGAGACUCUUAAGUGAGCUCAAGGGUAGAAAAGAUCUUGUUUCACGACACCUUUUGUUUCUCUUUCUAUAUAUACAUAUUGCGAUUUUAAGAGGCUUUGUUUUGUUU
This is a messenger RNA of Phoenix dactylifera (date palm), 1844 nucleotides long. RefSeq names its product putative glycerol-3-phosphate acyltransferase 3. Gene Ontology annotation, molecular function: phosphatase activity; glycerol-3-phosphate 2-O-acyltransferase activity. Lineage: Eukaryota; Viridiplantae; Streptophyta; Magnoliopsida; Arecales; Arecaceae. Gene Ontology annotation, biological process: cutin biosynthetic process. Gene Ontology annotation, cellular component: membrane. The record is from RefSeq and is a predicted model, not a curated record.